CCAAUGUCAUUAUUCUCCUUCGGUGAUUUUGCAGCACAAAAUCAUUCAACAUGGCAGCCCACAGGAUAGCAUGUUUGGGGUUAAAUGCCCUUUAUUCUACUGUCAGCGCCCAAAAGCAGGCCCUGAGGAGCUGCUGGGGAGCGGUGGAGCAGGUGAGGGGUUACUAUGUGGACUGGAGGAUGCUGAGGGAUGUCAAAAGAAGACAGAUGGCCUUUGACUAUGCUGACGAGAGGCUACGGAUCAAUGCACUGAGAAAAAACACCAUCCUACCCAAAGAGCUUCAGGAGGUGGCAGAUAAAGAAAUUGCAGCAUUGCCAAAGGACAGCUGCCCUGUGAGAAUACGCAACAGGUGUGUGAUGACUUCCAGACCUCGGGCAGUGAAGCGGAGGUGGCGACUGAGCCGUAUUAUCUUCCGUCACUUAGCUGACCACAACCAGAUGUCUGGGGUUCUGAGAGCGAGGUGGUGACUGGGGAUAAAAAAGAGGCUGUUUCAGAAGAGCAGGACAUCCGCAUUCAAGACAGACUUGUUUUGGCCUUUUAGUGUCUGGAGUUUUUACUGUUUUUGACUAUAAUAAAACAGUUCCACUGCUACACACAAAAGCAAUGAAGGUUUUCAUGUUUAAAGUGAGAUUACUGAACCACAUUUUGUGUAUGUUGUAUAUGCUGAGGCCAUGAAUAUAUCUGCACUGAAGGCUAUUAUCUUCUAAAUAUGAAAAUAUUUAACUCAGAGGAGCAAUUGCCAGUCUCAGUCAGGACUGGACUCUGAGAUGGAUGAAUAAAUAAUGUACAUUACAAGC
Centropristis striata (black sea bass) is the source of this 797-nucleotide messenger RNA. RefSeq names its product mitochondrial ribosomal protein S14 (gene mrps14). Gene Ontology annotation, cellular component: mitochondrial small ribosomal subunit; ribosome. Gene Ontology annotation, molecular function: structural constituent of ribosome. The record is from RefSeq and is a predicted model, not a curated record. Lineage: Eukaryota; Metazoa; Chordata; Actinopteri; Perciformes; Serranidae. The transcript is spliced from 3 exons. The coding region runs from base 51 to 467 and encodes 138 amino acids. Gene Ontology annotation, biological process: translation.